ACUACCGCUCGCAUCAACGCGUCACAAUUCGUUAAAAAGCCCAUUCAUGCACAACAAUCAUUUUUAUACACUGUGCACGCGCAAAACCCAUCAUGAUUUAUGCAUUCCUGCACAUUUUAUUUCAUCCUAAAACCAAUCAGAAAUGAUAUUUUCUAGACUUGUGUGGAAGAGUGUACAAAAUAAAAAAUUGGUAUUUAAGAAAAAAAAAGAGGAGGCCUUAAAAAUAUGAGUGCACAGAAAAACGACCGACGAAAGGUUUUGGACCGAAUCAAUUUGCGUAGGAGAAGGACUAAUGCAGCUCCGCCUGUCAAUACUGUCGAGACAUUUUAUGUAACACUUGAUAAUAUAUCAGCAGACUUGGAUGUAUCAAGCAUUCUGUUCAACCUGUUUCCGUUGAUUGAGCGUUUUCGUGAUACCAGCACGCUUACUAACAUCAUUCUUUAUUUCUAUCCGGUUAAGAAGAGGAACGUGCUCAGCAGAAAAAGCCUGAACAGGCUGAAAAGACGCGUGUACACGGAUAGUGGUGAGCAGUGCACGAUCUGUUUGCAGGGCUAUGCGAAGAAUGAUGUGCUUAGGGUGCUUACGUGCAGACACGAGUUUCACUGCAAGUGUGUUGAUAGAUGGUUACUGAGGAGCAGUGAUUGCUGCCCUGUGUGUAGAAAGAAGGUGGGAGAGGGUGUUUAAUUUAAUUCCUGUGUUUUUUAUAGACCAGUACUAAAUAAAGAUGGA
Vavraia culicis subsp. floridensis is the source of this 729-nucleotide messenger RNA. RefSeq lists its product as uncharacterized. The record is from RefSeq and is a predicted model, not a curated record. The coding region runs from base 226 to 684 and encodes 152 amino acids. The transcript has a single exon. Lineage: Eukaryota; Fungi; Microsporidia; Pleistophoridae.